This is a messenger RNA of Thermothelomyces thermophilus ATCC 42464, 1932 nucleotides long. RefSeq lists its product as uncharacterized. Gene Ontology annotation, molecular function: cysteine synthase activity. Bases 246 to 1580 code for a protein of 444 amino acids. NCBI's taxonomy places the organism in Eukaryota, Fungi, Ascomycota, Sordariomycetes, Sordariales, Chaetomiaceae. The record is from RefSeq and is a predicted model, not a curated record. Gene Ontology annotation, cellular component: cytoplasm. The transcript has a single exon.
CACAAACUUCAUGAACCUGGAGUUGAUCUGGACGAAGUAGUAGUUUUCUUCUUUUCUAUUCAAGCACAUAUUUUCACAUAUUUUCCAAUUCGUCAGAUUUGAUUAAAAAAAAACUAAUUUCCUUUCUUCCCGUUGAGAGCCGAGGAGUAAAGUUCAGAACCGAUUCAUUCCGCCGAGUUGAACGGCGGCGGUGAGCGGUGCACAUUUUUGCGCUACCUACCCUACAGAGUAAACAUGAGGUCACAAUGUCACUGAGCGACCACCCUCGAGCAUACGGCACUGCCGCUCUGACGGUAGCUUUCAUUGCCGGUGUUCUCGUCACGCUGGGAUUCAAGGAUCUGUACCCGGAGCUGGAGGCGCGGUACCAACGACGAAGAAAAGGAUCAAGGAGGGGCAGCAUCUUCUUCGGGCCCGUCAACCUCGAGGAUCGCGAAGAAUCGUCCCUCGUAGACUACUACGACCGGGGCAAUGGCAUCGUCGACGGUGUCGAGGGUACCAUCGGCAACACGCCGCUUGUCAAGAUCCGCAGCCUCUCGGACGCCACCGGCUGCACCAUUCUCGCCAAGGCCGAGUACCUCAACGGCGCCGGCGGCAGCCCCAAGGACCGCGUGGCUCUCAACAUGAUCCGGGCCGCCGAGGAGCAGGGCCUCCUCUCCCCGGGACGCGGCGAUACCAUCUACGAAGGCACCGUCGGCAGCACGGGCAUCUCCCUCGCCGUCCUCGCCCGCGCCCGGGGCUACAAGGCGCACAUCUGCAUGCCCGACGACAUGGCCAUCGAGAAGUCGGACCUGCUGCACCACCUGGGCGCCACCGUCGAGCGGGUUCCGGUCGCGCCCAUCACGGACCCGGGCCACUUUGUUAACCUGGCCCGGUCCCGCGCGAAGGAACACACGGCCUCCUCCGACACGCCCUCGCACGGCUUCUUCGCCGACCAGUUCGAGUCCCUGGCUAACUACACCGCCCACAUGAAGACGACCGGCCCGGAGAUCUACGCCCAGACGGGCGGCGGGCGCCUCGACGCCUUCGUGGCCGGCGCCGGCACGGGCGGCACCAUCGCCGGCGUGGCCAAGCACCUCAAGGAGGAGCGCGGGCUGACGUCGCUGCGCGUCGUCCUGGCCGACCCGCAGGGCAGCGGGCUGUACAACAAGAUCCGGCACGGCGUCAUGUACUCGUCCACCGAGCGCGAGGGCACCCGCCGGCGGACCCAGGUCGACACCAUGGUCGAGGGCAUCGGCAUCAACCGCAUCACCGAGAACUUGGAGGCCGGCCGCCCCCUGAUCGACGACGCCGUCCGGGUGACGGACGACCAGGCCUGCCGCAUGGCCCGCUGGCUGGUCGAGCACGACGGCAUCUUCAUCGGCAGCAGCAGCGCCGUCAACUGCGUCGCCGCCGUCGUGACGGCGCUCAAGAUGCCCAAGGGCAGCCGCGUCGUCACCAUCCUGUGCGACUCCGGGACGAGGCACCUGAGCAAGUUCUGGAAGCACAUCGCGGCCAUGGGGCUGGAGGACGAGACGCAGAAGCAGGAUGAAGAUCUGCUUGCCGUCUUGGGUCUCGAGAACCUCCGGAGGGCAGCAGACUAAAAAGCGCAGACUAAAAAGCGCAGACUAAAAAGUGCAGACUAAAAAGUGGGCAGGCACAUGAUAGUCAGAAGUAGCUCGGCACUUGGGGUGUACAUACAUACAACCAUUCUUAGAUUGAUACCCAGAAUUUUGGCAACGUACUCUGAACUACAACUACUUGGCUCGUUUCCUUCGCCUAGUCCAGCGAUUCGGGGAAGUCUAGUAGCAUCUCUCCGCAUGUUACCCGUUAUGCUAUCGCGUGUGUAUAUGUGUGUAUGUAUGAGCUGCACUCGUCCAUCUGCCGCUUCUUGGGAGAUGGAUCAGCAAUCUUCUUCCCAUGUCGGAGACCAUCAUCAUCACCCCUUCCCCCCCC